Ostrinia nubilalis (European corn borer) is the source of this 2324-nucleotide messenger RNA. RefSeq lists its product as uncharacterized. Lineage: Eukaryota; Metazoa; Arthropoda; Insecta; Lepidoptera; Crambidae. Gene Ontology annotation, biological process: proteolysis. The record is from RefSeq and is a predicted model, not a curated record. Gene Ontology annotation, molecular function: metalloendopeptidase activity. The coding region runs from base 88 to 2256 and encodes 722 amino acids. The transcript has 2 exons.
CUUGUCAUUAUCAUAUGUGUUGGGCUGGUGCGGGCGGAUUAUGAAAUAAAUAUCCUCGAAAAAUAUUAUUUUUAACUUAAUUUAAUAAUGGCUUUGUCGUUCCUCCGCCCUAAUGUAAUCGCACGUCAUGUGAAGAAGCAGUUUUAUCAGAACAAACGAAAUGCGGGUUAUGUUGUCCUGAUUCCCGAAAUUGGCGAAGACGCCGAUAAGAACAUACUGCUUUCAGAAAAUGGAAUACCAGAGUUUAACGAUAUAACCAUUGAGAAAUGCAUCGCUGCUAUCAGCAAACAAAGCUUGGAUUACGAAAAUGGAGUGAAACAAAUUGAGCAAUCGUCUCCAAACUGCAAAAAUGCAUUUGUAGAAAUAUUCCAGCCUUUAGAAAAACUUGACGCACAGCUGGAACUGACAUGGGGAAUGGCAAAAACAUUAUAUCUGGGUAACAGUUCGCUUAUGCCCACAAAAUCAUACAUCCAAAUUCAUGAGAGAGCACACAAAGCCAGAUCAGCUAAGUUUAAUAGUGUAGCCAUUUUCCAAGCCGCUGUGCAAGAGAAAAACCGCUUGAAGAAACUCACAGACGAAGAACAGAGGCUCUUGGACAAAUAUGUUCUAGAAGGUAAACUCAAUGGUUUAGACAUCAAAGGCGCCAAAAGGGAACGCUUAAAUAACCUCCUCUCAUCAUUACAGAAAGAGAGAAACAUGUUUAGAGAUAAAGUUAAUAUUGCAAACAAGGUUUUUGCAAGCACAAUUGAAGAUGGGUCUAUUUUACGGGAGUUCCCUGAAAGUCUGGUUAACGCCAUGUCUGUUGGCAGUGAUCCUUACAAAGGACCCUGGAAAGUAACGUUGCAACCUCAUAUUUAUGAACCGUUCAUGCAAUACUGUCCUGAUAGAGAACUCCGUUGGAACACUUGGCAGGCCUACGUACAGCGGUGCUCCAAUUACGUCAACAAGGAAAUAGAGACAAGUUCAAACUUAGAGAAGAUCCGCAGUCUCCGUCAUGAGCAGGCCAAUAUUCUAGGAUUCGAUUCAUUUGUUGAUAUGAGUAUGGAAACCAAAAUGGCAGGAACAGUAGACAAUGUUUAUAAUGUCCUGGACAGUUUAUUAGAAAGCGCAAAGCCAAUGCAGGAAGUGGAAAUUGAACUGUUACAGAGAUUUGCUAAAGAAAGAGGAUUUGAUUCAAAACUAGCCCAUUGGGAUAUUCCUUACUGGCAAAGGAAGCAAAAGUGGUCAAUGUAUAACUUCGAUGAGGACAAAAUUCGCGAAUACUUCCCACUCCCAAGAGUCAUCACCAGCCUCUUUAACCUUUGCAGCACUUUGUUCAAAAUCCAAAUUGUUGAAAGAACAAAUGUGCAGACUUGGCACAAAGAUGUAAAGUUCUAUGAUGUUUUUGACAGUUCCAGUAAUUCACCUGUUGCUGGGUUUUACCUAGACCCCUACGCGCGUCAGGAUGAGAAGAUCCGUAUCCAUGACGAUGCUGGCUGGCACAUAUCGAUCCGCAACAAGUCUUCUGUAACAGGCACUACUCCUCUGUCAGCAUUGAUAUUCAACUUCCAGGCCCCAACAAAGGGUACCCAGUCGUUACUGACCUUCAAAGAGGUUGGAAUACUGUUCCAAAGGUUUGGACACUCCCUGCGCCACUUACUCACCAAAGCAAACUACUCGGAAGUCGCAGGGUUGUCGAACGUGGAAUGGGAUGCGGCCGAAGUCUGUGGACAAGUCAUGACACAUUGGCUGUACGAUCCCCAUACGAUUCAUGCGAUCAGCGGACAUUACAAAACAGAUGAGCCGCUGCCGGACGAAAUCGUUAAGAAUCUUCAGAACGUAAGAGGCCACAUGUCAGGCUACAACUUGUGUAACGAACUGUACCUUUCCAAGUUAGACUUGGAGUUGCAUUCGAAGAAGACUUUCUGGCGGGAUUUGGUCAGAGACCUGUGGCCGCAGUAUCACGUGUUGCCGUUCGACAAGUACAACUCGCACCCGUUGUCGUUCACGAAAAUAUUUUCGGAGGAGUGGGGUGCCGCUUAUUACUGCCACUUGUGGUCGAAGAUGAUUGCUGCGGACAUUUACAGUGCAUUUGAGGAAGCGAAGCAAGGCGGGGAGGACGUGGUUAGCGUGGGCAAGCGUUACCGGGACACUUUUCUGGCUUACGGAGGCAGUUGUCACCCUAGCGAGGUGUUCCGAAGGUUCCGCGGCCGCGACCCCUCGCCACACGCGCUCCUCAACAACCUCGGCUUGUCCAAGAAGAUAGUUGAAGAAUGAUACCUUAAUUAAAUACCUGUACUGUACUGUAAUAUUAUUCCGAUAUAAAUUAUAAUGUUUCUGUUAUA